Chaetura pelagica (chimney swift) is the source of this 1640-nucleotide messenger RNA. RefSeq names its product acid-sensing ion channel 2. Gene Ontology annotation, biological process: sodium ion transmembrane transport. Gene Ontology annotation, cellular component: membrane. The record is from RefSeq and is a predicted model, not a curated record. NCBI's taxonomy places the organism in Eukaryota, Metazoa, Chordata, Aves, Apodiformes, Apodidae. The coding region runs from base 1 to 1548 and encodes 515 amino acids. Gene Ontology annotation, molecular function: ligand-gated sodium channel activity. The transcript has 10 exons.
AUGGAUCUGAAGGACAGCACCAGCGAGGGCAGCAUGGGCAGCCUGCAGCCCUCCAGCAUCCAGAUCUUUGCCAACACCUCCACGCUCCACGGGAUCCGUCACGUCUUCGUCUACGGGCCAGUGACCAUCCGGCGCCUGCUCUGGACCUUGGCCUUUGUGGGCUCACUGGGUCUCCUCCUGGUUGAGAGUUCAGACAGGGUGGCUUUCUACUUGUCCUACCAGCACGUGACCAAAGUGGAUGAGGUGGUGGCAAACAGCCUGGUCUUCCCUGCUGUCACCAUCUGUAACCUCAACGAGUUUCGCUUUUCCCGCCUCACCACCAACGACCUGUACCACGCUGGGGAGCUCCUGGCUCUGCUUGAUGUCAACCUGCAGAUCCCCAACCCUCACCUGGCUGACCCGGCCGUCUUGGCCAUCCUCCAAGAAAAGGCCAAUUUUAAACAGUAUAAACCAAAAGUUUUCAACAUGCAGGAGUUCCUGGCGCGGGUAGGACACGACCUGAAGGAUAUGAUGCUGUACUGCAAAUUCAAAGGCCAAGAGUGCAACCACGAGGACUUCAAAACUGUGUUUACAAAAUAUGGGAAAUGCUACAUGUUUAACUCAGGAGAAGAAGGAAGGCCUCUGCUUACCACGGUUAAGGGUGGGACAGGCAAUGGACUGGAAAUCAUGCUGGACAUCCAGCAGGAUGAAUAUUUGCCCAUAUGGGGAGAAACAGAGGAGACAACAUUUGAGGCUGGAGUCAAGGUCCAGAUCCACAGCCAGUCCGAGCCACCCUUUGUCCAGGAGUUGGGCUUUGGGGUGGCCCCUGGGUUCCAGACCUUUGUGGCCACCCAGGAGCAAAGGCUGACCUACCUGCCCCCCCCCUGGGGCGAAUGCCGCUCGCCGGACUCGGGCUUAGCCUUCUUUCCCGUUUACAGCAUCACGGGCUGUCGGAUCGACUGCGAGACCCGCUACAUCGUGGAGAACUGCAACUGCAGGAUGGUCCACAUGCCAGGGGAUGCUCCCUUCUGCACCCCAGAGCAGUACAAGGAGUGUGCAGAGCCUGCACUUGGUUUGCUUGCUGAAAAGGACAGCAAUUACUGUAUCUGCAGGACACCUUGUAACCUGACCAGGUACAACAAAGAGCUCUCCAUGGUCAAGAUCCCCAGCAAGACCUCAGCCAAGUACCUGGAGAAGAAGUUCAACAAGUCAGAAAAAUAUAUCUCAGAGAAUAUUCUUGUGCUGGACAUAUUUUUUGAAGCACUCAACUACGAGACAAUUGAGCAGAAGAAAGCCUAUGAAGUGGCAGCCUUACUUGGUGACAUUGGAGGCCAGAUGGGGCUCUUCAUCGGUGCUAGCAUCCUCACUAUCCUGGAGCUCUUUGAUUAUAUCUAUGAGCUGAUCAAGGAGAAGUUACUGGACCUACUUGGCAAGGAGGAAGAGGAAGGGAGCCAUGAUGAGAAUGUGAGCACUUGUGACCCCCUGCCAAACCAUUCAGAAACCAUCAGCCACACUGUGACCGUGCCACUGCAGGCCACCCUGGGGACCCUGGAGGAGAUCGCCUGCUGACACCACCCCCAGCCCCCAGGGCCAGCCCCCCAGGAAGGAACACUGCACAGGAAAGCAGGGACCCAGCUCAGGUUUGCAACUGGGGGGAAAUA